ACAAAUGGAUUUUCUCAUUUUCUGAGCUCGAAACUGUUUUUAAAAAUUAGCUUACCAAAUGAGUUUUUUUUUCAUUUUUCCAUCUCUAAACAAUUUUUAAAAAUUUAAUUACCAAACAGAUUUUUGUUUAUUCUCUUUUAAAAAACGAAAAACUAAUUUUAAAAACUAAUUCAAACAAGCCCUUACUCUUCCAUUCUCAGAGACGUCCAACUCUUCUUCCUCUCUCUCUCAAAGCCGCUGCACCGCCCGAUUCCGGCCAUCCCUUCUUCCUCUCAAACCGCCUGCGCAGGGGCCAAUAUUUAAGAUCAGAACAGGGUCUCCCAAUUGUUUAAGACAACCUUGGAUUCAGGGGGAAAUGUCGAGCCAUCGUGUCCCAGGGCAAAUGUCGAGCUAUGUGUGGCGAAAAUAUGCAGAUUAUUUGUUCACAAAAUGGGAGAAAACCUUUCUCUGGGAUAUGGUUGAACCUUACAGAAGACCUAAAUCAUUCACUCCUGUUGUUGUUACUUAUGUUGCUGCUUUCUACACUGGGGUUAUUGGUGCUGCCAUCACUGAACAACUCUACAAGGAAAAGUACUGGGAAGAGAACCCUGGGAAAGCAGUUCCUCUCAUGAAACCAACGUUUUAUCGGGGUCCAUGGAGGGUAAUGGGGGGUCAGAUUCCCCGAUACGAAUGAAAAGCUCGAGGCAUGUUUGAUGGUUGGUUCCGAUUCAUCACAUCUUACCACUGUUUAUAGUCAAGGACUGUUUGGUGUUGAUGAGAAUUCACUUUGCAUAUGUAAUUUUAUAGGCAAAAACCUAUAUCGUAUCAGAGUGUGUUUUCUUUUCUCUUGGUUCAUGACAUUGCUGAAAAAUAAGAUCAUUCGAUUCCAAUGUACAUGAACAUGUUUUAAUACUAAGAUGUAGAUUUAUGGGAUAACUGUUUUGUUGUAUCUUCUGCUAUGGAUACAUCACUUAGACUGAGUGAGAGACUUCACCUGAUACAUCACUUGUCUACGGAUUGAAUCCCAUCUAUAAACAUGCGUUGUUUAAUGA
Molecule: messenger RNA, 1031 nt
Organism: Trifolium pratense (red clover)
Lineage: Eukaryota; Viridiplantae; Streptophyta; Magnoliopsida; Fabales; Fabaceae
Exons: 3
Coding region: 356-673 (105 amino acids)
Source: RefSeq, a predicted model, not a curated record